AUGACGUUUUUAUCAAAAUGGCGUUCCAUUUCAGUUAGAUUUUAUUCAACCAAUUUGAAUCUCACAACCGCCUUAUUCAACAAGUACGUUGACAGAACAAAUGUCUAUUCCUGGAACUCGAUCAUCGCCGAGUUGGCCCGGAAUGGCGACUACAUUGAAGCCCUCCGAGCCUUCUUAUCCAUGCGGAAACUCUCCCUCAAGCCCAAUCGUUCUACUUUUCCAUGUUCCAUCAAAUCUUGUUCUGCUUUAUGCGAUCUUACUUCAGGCAAACAAGCCCACCAACAAGCGUUGAUCUUGGGGUACAAUGCUGACAUAUUUGUUUCGUCUGCGCUCGUUGACAUGUAUGCCAAAUGUGGGGACUUAGAUGAUGCGCGAAAGGUUUUCGACGAAAUUCCCCAUAGAAAUGUGGUGUCCUGGACUUCAAUGAUAACUGGAUACGUGCAAAAUGAGCGUGCCCAUGAUGCAUUAUUGCUUUUUAAGGAGCUCCUGGUUGAAGAGGCGGGUGAGAGUGGCGUUAUGUGGAGCAGCCAAGCGGAGAAGGAGGUGUGCUAUCUUGAUUCGGUUUCCAUGGUUUCGGUUUUGUCUGCGUGUUCUCGUGUUUCGCAUAAGAGUAUUACGGAAAGUGUUCAUGGGUUGGCAAUAAAACGGGGUUUUGAAGGGGAGUUGGGUGUUGGCAAUACCUUGAUUGAUGCCUAUGCCAAGUGUGGAAAUGUUGGAUUUUCUCGGAAGGUGUUUGAUGGAAUGGAGGAAAAAGAUGUAGUUUCUUGGAAUUCGCUAAUUGCAGUUUAUGCACAACUUGGGUUCUCAACGGAGGCUAUCCAAGCAUUUCGUUCGAUGGUGAGUGACACAGAUGUUGAUCAUAAUGCUAUGACUUUGUCUACGGUGUUGCUGGCUUGUGCUCAUUCUGGAGCGCUCCAGCUGGGCAAGUGCAUACAUGAUCAGGUUAUUAAGAUGAGAUUUGAGGAUAAUAUAUAUGUGGGAACCUCAAUCAUUGACAUGUAUUGCAAGUGUGGGAGGGUUGGAAUGGCAAGGAAAGCAUUCAAUCGAAUGAAAGAAAGGAAUGUGAGGUCAUGGACUGCCAUGAUUGCUGGAUAUGGAAUGCAUGGACAAGCCAGAGAAGCUCUCGAUGUCUUCUAUGAGAUGAAUCAGAUGGGGGUGAAACCAAACUACAUAACUUUCGUGUCGGUAUUAGCUGCUUGUAGUCAUGCUGGCUUUCUAAAUGAAGGAUGGUUUUGGUUUAGAGCCAUGAAAGACAGGUUUUGCAUAGAUCCAGGCGUGGAGCACUAUAGUUGCAUGGUUGAUCUUCUGGGGCGUGCUGGUUUUCUUUCAAGGGCAUAUGAUUUGAUUAGGGAAAUGAAGACUCCGCCCGAUUUUGUUGUUUGGGGUUCUCUUCUCGCAGCAUGCAGGAUGCAUAAGAAUGUGGAGCUUGGGGAGAUUGCAGCUAGGAAACUAUUUGAAUUAGACCCAAACAACUGUGGGUAUUAUGUCUCGCUGUCAAACAUUUAUGCUGAAGCUGGUAGGUGGGAUGAUGUGAAAAGGAUGAGAAUUUAUAUGCAAAGUCAUGGAUUGGCUAAACCACCUGGUUUCAGUCUGGUGGAACUAAAAGGUAGAGCUCAUGUGAUUCUAGUUGGGGACAGAGAACAUCCUGAACAUCAGAAGACAUAUGCAUACUUGGAAGAACUAUAUGUGAAGCUGCAGGAAGCUGGCUAUGUAGCGGAUACAACAUCAGUUCUUCAUGAUGUUGAGAACGAAGAGAAGGGAAUGGCAUUACAAGUCCACAGUGAGAAGCUAGCUGUAGCUUUUGGAAUUCUAAACUCAGUUCCCGGUGCAACAAUCCAGGUGAUAAAGAAUCUUAGAAUUUGUAUGGAUUGUCAUACAACAAUACGAUUAAUCUCGAAGAUUGUUGAACGGGAGAUUGUGGUAAGAGAUUCCAAAAGAUUUCACCAUUUUAGAAAUGGUUUAUGUUCAUGUGGGGACUAUUGGUGAUCGUGUUAUAACCAAGUGAAAUAUUGAGGCAAAUUUAAACUGCACGCCGACAAGAUUUAAAUGCUUUUACAAGCCAUAUCCUCUAGUUUAGCGUCCAAAGAACUCAAAGCUUUGACCAUCUUUAUUCUUUUCUGGUGAUGGCAUUGCCUUAUCUAGCGACUUCUGACUCCACUUCUCCAGAAGGCAAAAGAGAAAAGGCAGUUUGCCCACCCAUUGUGGUAACUGAUUCACUACAUUAUGAAAAGAUUUCUUCAGUGCAAUUGCGGCAGCUGACUACAGCGUAUUGUAGCAGAGAGAAUUGGAAACUUACUAUUGAUUUAUAGAGUUCUGAGCUGGCAAAUUUUUGUAGAUCUGCUGUGCUUGAUAGUGAUUUAGAUGUGUAUAUAUUCGAAUGGAAUUUCCCAAUGUAAAGCCUUUACUGCUGAAUCAACGAAAGAGCAACGUUGUAGCUAGCAGAAAAUUUUGCUCAAUUAGAGUGGGUGACAAUUCA
Messenger RNA from Coffea eugenioides, 2476 nucleotides. RefSeq names its product pentatricopeptide repeat-containing protein At3g26782, mitochondrial-like. The record is from RefSeq and is a predicted model, not a curated record. Gene Ontology annotation, biological process: RNA modification. The transcript has a single exon. NCBI's taxonomy places the organism in Eukaryota, Viridiplantae, Streptophyta, Magnoliopsida, Gentianales, Rubiaceae. The coding region runs from base 1 to 1986 and encodes 661 amino acids. Gene Ontology annotation, molecular function: protein binding; zinc ion binding; RNA binding.